CACAAUAUUUAUUUUUGGAAUUUCUAAUCACCAUGAAUACCAACAACAUCACCACCAUGUACAACACUUCCAACAAGAAUCAAACUUACACCGUCUACAAGUCCAAAGUAUCACCUUCCCGCCGUCUCAAGAACCUGAUCAAGCCAGUUUUGGGUCGUAUCUUCAAGUCUAAAGCACCCAAAACCAAACGCAGCUCUUACAUUGCCUCCGAGGAAAAAGAAUGUGAAUUCGACUGGCUCAACAAUGACAUGGACAAUAUGGCCAAUGAACAUUUGGAAAAUCGUCUUAUGCAGGAAAUGCAAUACAGUGAAUCUGACGAGGCCAUAGUUAUCAUCAAUGAUGAUGGUUCCCGCCAAUUGGAAUUUGUCGAUAAAGAUGAUCUUUAUGUUCCUGUACACUUUGCUCGCACCAAUGCUGGCACUUUCUUUUGGACUUCAGUGCAAAAAGAAACCGUAGAACCCUAUCAAAUCGAAUGGAACUUCUUGGACAGAUGGGCUCAAGCUUAGAUUCACUAACAAUUAAUUAUGAAUCUUAAGAUUUUUGGGUUUAUUUCUCUUCAACUGGGGUUUUUCAUCAAACACACAGCAGCUACUUGGCUUUUUGUUCAACAGCAGUGAAUUUUCUUCA
Calliphora vicina (urban bluebottle blowfly) is the source of this 627-nucleotide messenger RNA. RefSeq names its product ocho (gene Ocho). Lineage: Eukaryota; Metazoa; Arthropoda; Insecta; Diptera; Calliphoridae. The record is from RefSeq and is a predicted model, not a curated record. Bases 33 to 506 code for a protein of 157 amino acids. The transcript has a single exon. Gene Ontology annotation, biological process: sensory organ development; Notch signaling pathway.